UUGAAGUUUGACAGUACAUCUGCAAAUGCCCCGCUACCUUUAUUGGGAGUCUAAUUAUGCUUGUUUUCAUUUAACGGGGACUUUUUCUUCUUGAUGAGGAGGUGUGAAUCGAAGGCUGGACAUUUCCACUCUGCUGUUUCCGGGAAGCUAUUCUGGUUGCACGGGUUUUGAAGCAGCUGAUUCCUGGCCUGGCGUUCGUUGGAUCAAUUUUUUUUGUUAGUUUCCCACAUUAUAUUUUGUUUUGGAUGAAAUUCGUUCGACCGAUAGCCUAAAGGGUAUCGUUGUCGUCUUUAAGGUAUGUCAGGACGAGAACUGAUAAGACAACUGAAGGAGAACACACUCCGAUGAGGAAGCUCUCAACGUUCAAUUAACUUAUGAAUUCCACAGCUGGCAGGUGAGAGAAAUAUACAAAGACAUCCUUACAAUGUGGACCGAUAAGCAAAGAGGAAUUAGAGUUUCACAGCAGGAGCUGCUCUGCAAGAACGCCUGUGGGUAUUAUGGAAACCCUGCAUGGCAAGGCUUUUGCUCUAAGUGCUGGAGAGAGAGAGCACGCCCAGCUGCUGCACAGAGACAGGACACAAGGCCGACCAAUGAUGGAACUCCUCUCACCUUCUCCAAAUUUGAGGAGAAGAAAAACACAGAGAAAGGUCGUCGAAUUAACACAAUGAGAAAACUCUUCUGGGGCAGCCCAUCACCUCCAAAACGUCAAGAGUCUUCAGGAAGUUAUGGGAAUAUGUUAAAAGCAUUUCAGAGCCUUGAGCCCGGCGACUUCACUGGUUUUCUGAAGAUACUCCGAAGCCCUUCCUCUCAACGCUUGCAGUCCAGAUGUACAGCUUUUCUCAACACAAUGGAGGCUUACCAUCAUCUGCCAGUACAGAAGCAGUCAGAUCUUGUGCAAGAUUUCUACCAGUCUUUUGCCGAGUUUUUUAGUACUUUUCCUGAGGCCCAGGUCACUCAGAUAAUGGAGCACGUAGAGAAGCUUAUAAUGACGCGGCUGCACAAAUGGGUUUUCUGCCAUGACAGUUGUGAUGAUGAACAGAAGGAUCUUCUUCUCCAGAGACGGAUACGAUCCCUAAACUGGGUGACUCCACAGAUGCUGAGUGUACCUUUUCCUGAUAAACAGACUUCAGUCACAGGAGACCCCUUCCUCCCUGCAAUUACAGCCAUAAUUGAAAUGGAUGCCAAAAGAGCGCCACAGGACAAACUUGCAUGUGUUUCCAAAUGCAGUCAGCAUGUCUUUGAAGCGCUCUCCAGCUCGAACAGUGAGCCCGCUAACGCUGAUGACUUCCUGUCAGGCCUGAUUUACGUGGUGCUGAAGGCAAAUCCUCCUCGCCUACACUCCAACAUGCAGUACGUGAUUCGUUUUGGUCUCCCUCACAGUCUGAUGGCAGGAGAGAGCGGCUACUAUUUCACCAAUCUGUCCUGUGCUGUGGCCUUCAUUGAAAAGCUGGAUGGACCAGCUCUCAACCUCAGCCCAGAAGAGUUUGACAGCUACAUGCUGCGUCAGCAGGCUCCUGCUGCUAAGAGCAAGAGGCUGCAGGUGGCUGGUGACACGCAGCAUCUGUUAGAAGAACUACAAGGCCGACAGGAAAAACUGGACCAGGGCAUGGAUGCCCUCAACAUGCAGCUACAGGAGUGGGUCCAAGCAGUGAAUUUCCAGCUGGAUGAAGCAACAGCCCAGUUCGCUGUGGUGCAGAAGGAGAUUACAGCUCAGACUGAGCUCUCACAGGUUUCCUCAUCUAGUAAUGUUUCAAAGCAGGAGGUGAAGGAGGAGCAGUCGGUGCUGGUGCUUACAGAUAAACAUGCAGGUCCAAAAGAUACUGACUGUUAACUUUUCUGAUAAAAAAAACCACUUGAUCUGGUACUUUACUCUGUUUAAUCAUCAGCACUAAGUCAUUAAGGCUGCAAGCAGAUUUAUAUUCUACUGCCACAUUUGCACAAGUUCAAACCACAGAAACAUGAAGGAAAACUUCUAGUAGAAGGCAGUGUCACAGAGCACGCAGAAGUUUUUAAAGACUUUUUUAAACAUGAGUGGCACUUGUUUUGUGUUCCAGGGUGAAGGCCGAGAAAAGCACAUUCCAAAUCUUAGUAACAGGUGUGAAUAAAAUUAAUAUUGAAGCACUCAGGGUACUCAGCACUCAUGUCUCCUAACACUUAAAGAAGGUUUAUUUAAUAUUUACACCGGUGUGCCUAUUCUUAGACUACUGUGAAAUGAAUGAAUAUGCUGCAGGAGAAAUUUUAGGUAAGUCGAGGAUGUAUCAGUAAAUGUUUUUUUAGAGAUAUGUAACUGUUCUCAAUAAGCUGCCUACACCAUCUAUACAAAGAUAAUAUACCCAGUGAAAAAAACUAUUUGUAACACAUUUUACCAUCUGCAUAAGUUCUCAGAAGGAAUUCAAUGCCUACAACUAUGAAAGGGUUUCUGAAGAAAUUAAUGUUGUAUAUGUAAUUUUAUCAAAUAUGAUAUUAAAAUCGACUUAUAUGAUUUA
Messenger RNA from Cheilinus undulatus (humphead wrasse), 2486 nucleotides. RefSeq names its product rab5 GDP/GTP exchange factor-like. Gene Ontology annotation, molecular function: DNA binding; guanyl-nucleotide exchange factor activity; small GTPase binding. Gene Ontology annotation, cellular component: endocytic vesicle; cytosol. Gene Ontology annotation, biological process: vesicle-mediated transport. The coding region runs from base 425 to 1831 and encodes 468 amino acids. The transcript is spliced from 9 exons. NCBI's taxonomy places the organism in Eukaryota, Metazoa, Chordata, Actinopteri, Labriformes, Labridae. The record is from RefSeq and is a predicted model, not a curated record.